AUGCAGGGCUUUCAGUUGUCACCUUUGUCGACUGGUUCGUUAAGUGUUGUUCAGAAUGUGUUGGACAACUUUCAUAAUGGAAAGACAACGAAGAUGAACGGCGGAGGAAAACAGCUUUGUGUUAUAUGUGGCGGAUUGGCAAAUGGUUAUCAUUUUGGAGCACUCUCGUGUGCAGCAUGCAAUGCAUUCUUCCGUCGUUCAGUUGCGGAAUCUCGGAAAUAUUUUUGCAGAAAAUCUGGUCACUGCGUGAUCGACCAGGCUGCUCGGUGUUUCUGUCGCGCUUGCCGUUUGAAGAAGUGCCUGGAUUGCGGAAUGGACCCGAACGUUGUCCAGAAACCAGAGGUUCGGAGCGCAUUGCCGAGAUCAGAUUACGACUCCUCGAGGAACAUUGUUGAGUUACUUGUGGAGUCAUAUCGCCGGUUACGUGAACGACGGCGCUUACUUUUUUGCCCUCCAACGCUUCGUGAUCUUUUGGGCGGAACUGAAGCGGUACGAACUUUUAUUGCUCACAAUGGCGACAGAGAAAACAAUAGUUUAAUUGUCAAUAUAAUGCUGGUCAAAAAUGCGGGUGUCCCGUAUUCUUUGAUGGAGAAGUUUUAUGUUACAAUGCGCGGAGGAGGAUUUCAAACACACCGAAUCAUUAACAACGAUAAUACGGCGGAUACUUUGUCUCGGUCUGAAGAUCUAGUAGCAACGUCGAAGGUUAUGAAGGCUGAUGUGUGUACAGCUAAAAGGUUGUUACUUUUUACUUUCCUGUGCGUAGUUUGGCUUUUUUCAACAGCGGCUCCAAAUUUGAGUGACUUGGCGAAGAAGUUGGUAAAAGAAGCGAGGGAUCAUUUGUAUUUAGACUGGUUCGCAUAUUAUGAAGCACAUAAUAUUAGUGAUGGUUCAAUGAGAGUCGGGAACGCGUUACUCCUUCUACCAGCCAUUUAUGUGUGCAGCAAGAAGCAGUUAGAGAAUUACCACUUAGUUCGCUUUUUUAAUCUAUUUGAGCUAACGAGUCUGGUCGACGACUUAAAAUCUUCCGUCGUUGCGUUCACGAAGCCAUUGUAG
Messenger RNA from Enterobius vermicularis (human pinworm), 1053 nucleotides. The record is from the annotation of a GenBank genome assembly. Lineage: Eukaryota; Metazoa; Nematoda; Chromadorea; Rhabditida; Oxyuridae.